Messenger RNA from Camelina sativa (false flax), 996 nucleotides. Its product is annotated as peroxisomal membrane protein 11B. NCBI's taxonomy places the organism in Eukaryota, Viridiplantae, Streptophyta, Magnoliopsida, Brassicales, Brassicaceae. Gene Ontology annotation, biological process: peroxisome fission. The record is from RefSeq and is a predicted model, not a curated record. Gene Ontology annotation, cellular component: peroxisomal membrane.
CUUUGAUAUCAAAACAUGAGACAACAAGCGCAAGUAUUAGCAACCACAAAGCAAUCAUCUCAAACUCAAACCUCUCAAAACAAACAAAAGACAAAACCUCGAUUAUUUCGAGUACAAACGUCACUUGUGGUUUAUAUCUUCUUCAUCAUCUCCAUAACUUCUCUCUCUCUCCCUCCUCUUCUCCUUCCUUUCGCCACCGUUAGGCGAUGGCUUCGGACACGUUGGAUAAGCUGAUUGUGUUCUUGGCCAAGAGAGACGGAAUAGACAAGCUCGUUAAGACAUUCCAAUAUGUGGCCAAGCUCGCGUGCUGGCACGUUGAAGCCACACGACCCGAAGCUGCCGAUAGGUUCAAGAAGUGGGAGGUCGCCUCCGGUCUCAGCCGCAAAGCCUUCAGGACAGGAAGAUCUCUCACGGGGUUUAAUGCGCUGAGACGAAGCCCCGGGGCCACCCCGGUGAUCCGUCUCCUAGCAGUCCUAGCCAAUUCAGGAGAAAUGGUUUACUUCUUCUUCGAUCAUUUUCUUUGGUUAUCAAGAAUUGGAUCAUUAGACGCCAAGCUCGCCAAGAAAAUGAGUUUCAUCUCCGCUUUUGGCGAAUCUUUCGGCUACACUUUCUUCAUCAUCAUUGAUUGCAUCUUCAUAAGGCAGAGACUCGACUCCUUGAAAAGACUUCGGUAUCCGUCCGAUGAAACGAAAGAUGAAAUCAACGCAAAAAUUAGCGAAAUCCGUGGCGAUAUAGUGAUGAGGUUGAUGGGAAUUUCAGCCAACAUUGCGGAUUUGAUUAUCGCAUUGGCGGAAAUUCAACCGAACCCGUUUUGUAACCACACGGUUACACUCGGUAUAAGCGGUUUAGUUUCGGCUUGGGCAGGUUGGUAUAGGAAUUGGCCUACCUCGUGAGAUGUAUAAUCAAAAAUCUAAGGAAUGUAUGUUGUUGUUUUGGAAUGAACAUAUCAAACGUGUAUAAUUUUCUUGAAAUAUAUGAAUACUUCUAUUUUUUACA